Molecule: messenger RNA, 1044 nt
Organism: Aspergillus melleus
Lineage: Eukaryota; Fungi; Ascomycota; Eurotiomycetes; Eurotiales; Aspergillaceae
Exons: 3
Coding region: 1-1044 (347 amino acids)
Cellular component (GO): membrane
Source: RefSeq, a predicted model, not a curated record
AUGUCCAACGCUUUGCCUUAUUUGCAGAAGCUACGCAAGCCUCAACUAGUGGAGUUUGCGGAGGCUACUGAUCUCCAGGACUAUGAGGAUUUAAAUAAACCCGAGCUGGUCACCACUCUCGACGAUCACCUUCAAUCCAACCAGUCUAUCUUCCAGAAUGACGAGCGGCUGGCUGAGUACUACCGCCGCCUGUCGCAAAGCCCCCGUCUGUCGCCAACAAAGAGGGAGCCCAAGUCAGAGCCGUCGCCGACCAAGGUGUCACCGACCAAGUUGGAUCCUCCCAGAUCGGCACGUCGCGGACGGAAGGCAAAGGAGGAGAUCGAACAGACAGACGACUCCGAUGCGUCGCCACGAGUGAUUGCGACAACUACCCCCGGUCGCAGCCCGCUAAUGGCCGUUGAGCCGCCGUUGCCGCCAUCCCCGGCUGUUGUGACCGACGCGAUUGACCGCCAGACCGCUGUCUGGGGCAAGCGCAUUGGCGACGCGUGGACCGUGUUAGGCGUCCGGGAGCGUUCGCAUGCGCUGCGCUCCAUCUUGAGCAGCGUCAAGGCCGUCGAAAUCCUGUUCGUUGCCCUGGAAGGAGCCGGUCUCUUUCGCACACUCCUGCCGCUGGUUUACGUGACCAGCGUUCCGGCAGUGGAGGCCAUCCACUCUUCCGAAUUCGCCAUCAAGGUCCCCGAUCUCUUCAAGUUGGUGGAGGGCACAUUCUGGGCGCCGCUCUCGCUUUGGCUUCUCACCAGCCUUUUCCUGCCCUUGACCGUCGCCUAUUUCUUCAACCUGAGUCGGCAGACUAGCGGAGGCCCUGCCUUGAAUACACGCCGGAGCCGUGCCGCUCAGACUACCUUCGAUCCUCUAAGCUUCAACAUCGCCAAGGCUUUGGUCGCGUACCUAGUGUAUGCGAAUGGAUUUACGUUCUGGAAUGUCUUCAGCGACACCUCUAUCCAGACAGUGAACACCUCCGUUCCCGGACAAUGGGCCGGCAUACUGACCGGUUCUGCCAUCGGAACGAUCGGGACUCUGUACGAGGCCAUUCUGAAGAAGUAA